AUGCAUUCUGAGUGUUUCUUUGAUAGUUGCAGUUCUAGAAAUGGAGCUGCAAUGUAUAUUUAUAGCUGUGAGUGUUCGAUUGUCCAACACAGAUUUUGUUCCCAUAAAUGUUUUGCAAAAAGUGGUCAAAUCUCAUUUUGCCAGUUGAAAACAUCAUCAACAGAAUAUUUAAACUAUGUAGACGAAAGUUCUGUAUGUGGAUGUGGUAAAUUAAGCAAGUCAGAUCUAUUCUAUUCUUUAUGCGGAAAGAUGAGAUUUUCGUCUAAUAAUAUAAGUAAAAAUUGUGCUUCUGAAAAUGCUGCCUUUUUCAUCGCAACAUCAAACUUUCAGAACCUGAAUUACUCUACUAUUGAAAGUAAUAAUGCAUCCAAUUACAGAAUGAUUCUACUAAAUUGGGGAGUUAAAUAUAAUAUUGAAAAUAGUAAUAUUUUGAAGAAUUUUCAAGCAAAAUCUGAUUUUGGAGUUAUUUCUAUAUAUGGCCGAUUGACACUAAAUGAAUGCGCAAUAUUAGAUGAUAAUGGAAAUGGAAAAACAUUUUACAUCCAUGAGGAUUCUUACGUCACUGUUAAGAAUUCGUUCUAUGAUGAUUUAACAUCUAAUUUUAUAGAAAUAAUGAUUGAUAAUUGCAUGAGGGCAUCUAAAUAUAAUUCUCUUAGUUAUUAUGAUUCAUAUCUUUGUGUAGCAUUACAUCCGAUCAAUAUCAAGAAUAUUAAUUUAAGCAACAAUAUUAAGUGCUCAAUGAAAGAUUUCUAUGGAAGAGACUUUAUUCGUAAAUUAUUAUAUGAAUUUGUUGUUUUGAUAUGCAAAUAA
Messenger RNA from Trichomonas vaginalis G3, 810 nucleotides. RefSeq lists its product as uncharacterized. The record is from RefSeq and is a predicted model, not a curated record. NCBI's taxonomy places the organism in Eukaryota, Parabasalia, Trichomonadida, Trichomonadidae. The coding region runs from base 1 to 810 and encodes 269 amino acids. The transcript has a single exon.